UCAAGACAGGUCACCUGGCACGGCUGAGUGUGCGAGCAGGCCUAAUAAGAGCCUUUUAAACGGCAAAGGACUACAGUAGAAAAUUGCCCACGAGGGAUCACAUCACUUCAUAUGCGACCUACAUGUGUUAUAUCUUCGAUAUCUGUGUUUCCCCUCCUCAUGUGGGGAUGUGGAUGCACAGCGCGCUACGCAGCAAACUGGACCAGUCUGGAUGCCAGACCUCUGCCCCAGUGGUUCGACCAGGCCAAGAUCGGGAUCUUCGUCCACUGGGGGGUCUUCUCAGUCCCUGGCUUCGGCCAGUAUAGUGAGUGGUUCUGGUACUGGUGGCGGUCUGAAAGGCGCACAGAAGAAGUGGAGUUCAUGCAGAGAAACUACCCGCCGGGCUUUAGGUACGCGGAUUUUGCGCACGAGUUUCGCGCGGAAUUCUUCGAUCCGGAUAACUGGGCAGAGAUAUUCAAAGCCUCUGGAGCCAGGUAUGUGGUGUUCACAUCCAAACACCACGAAGGAUUCACAAACUGGCCCUCAGCAGGCUCCUGGAACUGGAACUCAAUGGAUGUAGGUCCUCACCGGGACCUGGUGGGAGAACUGGCUGCAGCUGUCAGGAAGAGGUCACUGCGUUUGGGUCUGUACCACUCUCUGUAUGAAUGGUAUCAUCCCCUUUUCUUGUUGGACCAAGCUUUGGGGUUCAAGACUCAGUAUUUUGUUUCCCGUAAGACUCUUCCAGAACUAGUGAACCUCGUGACGGCAUACAAACCGGAUCUGAUCUGGUCUGAUGGGGACUGGGAAGCACCAGAUACCUACUGGAACUCCACCCAGUUCCUGGCCUGGCUCUACAACGACAGUCCAGUGAAGGAUGUCGUGGUUACCAAUGACAGGUGGGGUAAAGGCUGCUACUGCAAACAUGGAGGCUACUAUAACUGUGCUGACAGGUACACGCCUGGUAAACUUCCAGACCACAAAUGGGAGAAAUGCCAGUCCAUCGACACCCGUUCCUGGGGCUACCGAAGAGACAUGAAGCUAAGUGAAGUCAUGGACCUGCCGUCCAUCAUAAAGGACUUGGUAUAUGUGGUGGCAAUGGGUGGUAACUACCUGCUGAACAUUGGACCUAUGGCAGAUGGCAUGAUUGCCCCGGUGUUUGAGGAGAGGCUGAGGGGACUUGGUGCCUGGUUGGAGAUUAAUGGUGAGGCCAUCUAUGCCUCCAGACCCUGGAGGGUCCAGACGGAGAACAGCACUGUCACUGUCUGGUACACCGCCAAAAACAAUACAGUUUACGCCAUAAUCCUCGGCUGGCCGUCCAAACAGCUGCUUCAGCUCACAGCACCAAGGACGUCUGGAGCCACAACGGUUACACUUAUGGACUAUCCCAACGUGCCACUGAAGUGGGCAUCAGUGACACCAGCAGCUGGACUGAUGAUUCUUAUGCCGUCUAUGCCAGUAUCUCCUGGAAAAGCCUGGGCUCUGAGACUGGAGGAAGUAGUGUAACGUCAGAGAGUUGUGACAAAGUCAAGUGAAAGGGCAUCUCUCGCACACUACAGUUUCUGUGUGUGCGUGAUAAUAUUAUUUACUAUGCGCACAGUAAUAUGAAAAGGGUGUCAAAAUGCAAAGCACCAUUUUUGGGUCAGUCACAGUGAGCCAUUUAACUCCCUCAGCUAUCUACUGUAAAGAUAUAUAAACACACACACUGUAUAUAAUCUCAAUCUGCCUUUGAGAAUUAGAAAUAUAUAUAUAUACUUACUGGUGGAUGGGUAUCUUGCCUUAACCACUGUAUUAAAGCCUUUAAGACUAGUCAUGCUUCUGUUAAUCGUGGUUACAAGCCCAUUUUUCAUAGUUUCCUAAACAAAGAUAAAUCAAGUGUACAGUACACUCAGCGUGCGUGUGUGUGUGGGUGUAAUGGACAGUUACUCGUGGUUAUUACUGUAAUAUUUCUUGUUCAAUUUAAAAAGCCAAAGGAAACAGGAAAACAGGCGGGUGGCCCUUCGCGGUUCCCUGGUUCCCGAUGCGCCGGGGACAUAUGCCUUGCAGUAUCACCGCCUCCUUGCCUCCCUCGUCCGCCCGGGCCUGGUUGGGCUCUCAUUACUGUCCGGUCCGGCGUCUGCUGGUGGCCGGCGCCUGGUGUGGGCCCGUCCGGUG
Molecule: messenger RNA, 2130 nt
Organism: Epinephelus lanceolatus (giant grouper)
Lineage: Eukaryota; Metazoa; Chordata; Actinopteri; Perciformes; Serranidae
Product: tissue alpha-L-fucosidase-like
Biological process (GO): fucose metabolic process; glycoside catabolic process
Cellular component (GO): lysosome
Molecular function (GO): alpha-L-fucosidase activity
Source: RefSeq, a predicted model, not a curated record